AUGAUGCCUUCUGGGGCCAGAAUAAGUGAGCGUGAAAGCGAUUUUCGAACGGAUGAUAUUAGCAUCUCACGUAAAAAUGAAGGAUUGACGAAACAUAAAAUAUUUUUCAGAGAUUGAGCGAAAACGGCCAACGUCGGAUUUGAUUUCUAGGUCGUCCAAGAAACCACGUUACGCGCUUGGUUUCAUUUCUUACGAUAUUUCAGCACGGUGAUAUGUUUGAUUCAGAAUUUCUUAUGCAUCCUAUCUCUUCUUUAACACGAUUUUUCGGAGGCUCCGGAAAUGAUGAAAACGAAGAACAAGAAAUACAUGAGGGUCAGAGAUUUAACUGUUGCAUCUUCAUCAAAUUAAAAACUGAAUAUUUGUUGGCGCGUUGAAAGAGAUUUUGCGGAGUUUGUCGAAAUAAAUAGUGGACACUUCAAAUUCAUUCGGAUGGUUUUUGUUUUCCAGAAUUGCUUUGAACACGCCGAUAUGAUUUUUGCAACCGCAUAACAAACUCAAAUGAUAUAGUCAUUUUCCGACUUGAAAGACGAGGAGGCGGAGAAUUUCGCGGGACGCGUAGCGUGUGCGUACGCGGUUUUUGGCACGAGUUAAAUUUAACCGCCACCGACUAUUUUAAAAGCUGGGUCACCGAUCUUAUCGUAACUAUUCUACUAUUUUUAUUGCAAAGAUGAAAAAAAAAUAAUGGUGAAAAGCGAUAAACGAGCUCUCCAAAUAGUCGCUGGCGGUUGAACUGAACUCGUGCCAAGAACCCCCUUCUGCGCCUCUCUCGCUUUUCAAUUCGGGGAAAUUUGACUAUAUAUUCAGGGAAACUUUGAGACAGUAAACUUUUUUUUAGAGAGCCAUGAAAGCUCUAGAGUUCGUAAUCGAUCAGAAGGCGAGGAUGAAAUCGAAGUGGUACGCUUUAAAUCGAAAUAAAAACUUCUAUGACUCUAAUUCAGAUCGCGACGAUCAGCGGAGGACGUCCCGUUUCGCCUGAGCUUUUUCGCGAAUCGAUACAAAACAAAACUCUAGAAUUACAAGAAGAUGAAGAAGAUAAUCUAGAAGUUGUCAAUGUGAAGUCCGAUGCGGCAUCUUCUAGCACUUCCUGUGCAGAAUCUGACCGCAAAGUCGAAAAGGAAAAGGAAAACUUAGAAGACGUCAAGGUCAUCUUUCAAUCGGCAGGAUUUGCCCCAAGCGUUCGUCAGUCACCUAAGAAUCUUCCAGAAGAAGACGUUAUUAAUUUGUUUCAAUCUUUACUCAAACGUUUUCUCAGGAUCUGCAAGUUAUCAGUGAAGUGAUAAACCAUAGCGGCGAAGUUUCGGCCAAGGAAAGGCUGUCGAUAGAAAGCGUUAGAGACGAGGUUAGUUUGAUUUUUGUUUAAAGACUUUGUUAUAUUCAGAUCGUACGUACAUGCGAAGUUGAAGAGGAUUCUGACGUCGAAACGAUCGCCUCGAAUAAUCAAGGUUGGUGGCAUUUAUAUGUUCGCAAGCCAUUUUUGGAUGCAGAGGAUGGCUGUCUGGUCUUCUCCAAUCUGACGUCUCCGACGCCUGACGACAGCGCCAGUCGCUCCGCCACUCCCCACACAUUUCUCCCCAGUGAGUUUUUUCGCCAACCAAAUGCCAGUAUGCCGCAACUCCAUGAAAAAAUCUGCUCCUCUGCAACUUUUUUCAUUAGUCAGAAGUUUUUCACACGUUUCCGUCACGCGUGUUUUCUACUGACCUUGGUAAAAGCUCGUAAAUUGAAGGCUUUUCGAUAUCGAUACGCUCUCAAAGUUGAUACUUCAUCUAUUACGCAAUAAAAUGAAAAAAAACAAAUAAGCGAUAGAUUUUUCCCAUCAAACAGAAGGAAAAAGUUUAGAGAAUACGGAAGCUCGUUCUCGAGACCACUGGAUCCGCUCUCGGCAGACCCAAUCGGACAACCGUAAGCAAGAUUUCUGAGUUCUCAUUUACAUUCCCUAAUUUUUCAGGAUGGAAUUCCGACUCAAAGUCUCUCAUUCGCCGUCAACCUAUCCCCAUGAAAAAAUACACGAAAAAAAUCAACCAUAACGUAAGUUGGUUUUUUUUAAUCUCGAAUAAUAUGCUUUAUUAUCUUUUUUCAGAAUGUAGACAUGCACGCUCAAAAGCGAUAUCUAUCGCUUCUGGAAAAAAUGGGCGUUUAUAAGCAAGAUUCGAAAUCUUUGAGGUUUCUGCACCGUCUGCUUCUAUAAUUUGUGAACUUUUCCAGGUUUCCCAUCGGAAAAACAGCGAGAGGGAAAAAUUUACAGGCGAAAAUUGAAAAUCUACGACGAGUUGGUUUUUUUUCGAUCAUUCAACCAAAUUGUCUCCAUUUUUUCUGGGAUCUGGGGGCUUCAAUUUUUCAAUUUUUUUUUGAGAUCACUGCCGGGUUUUCAGGGAAAAAAACUUAUUCUCCUAAAUUUAAAAAAGUUUUUUUUAAAUUUUAGUUAUCAUCUUGAGAAAAACUUUAAGCUCUGAGUGAAUUUAGCUGAAAAUAUAAUGACUUUUUGUGUUCCAAGAAUUUCUUUUUAUCGAUAGAUGUUAUGCCAUGUUCAAAGGGAUACCGCGUAAUUCAAAAUAACCGUCAGAGAGUGUAAAAGGUAAUUAAAUUUUGGAGAGUCAGAGAUAGUUUCAAUUUUCGCGCAAAUCUCUUUGAACACGGCAUAGAUUUCGAAACGGUUCUAUGCAACUUGAAGCCUGACAGAAAAACUCAUUAAUUAUUACACUUGAAAAAAGAAAGUUCUUAUUGUACUUGUUGAACGGUUUUUCCUUUUGUUAGUUUAAAACGUACUAACUUGUAACUAAAAAAAAUUGAAAGCAAAUAAGAAGUACAGAAAGAAUCUCACGAAAAAAAGUUUUUGACGAGGUUUUUUUCUUAUAUUAACAAUUCGCCGAUUCCCUUGUUUUCGAAUUCAUAAAAAGGUUAAUUGAAUGCAUUUCGAAUGCAUUUAUGUACUGAAAACUUGGCAAAAAAGUGAUUCAGAAUAGUGAUUUAUAAUUUUCAUCCGUCCGCAAAAUUUUUCAGAGGCAAAGAAUACCGAAGUCCUUCGGAAUUACAAUAUCAAAGUUUAGUUUUUAGAUUCGAUCUGGAAAAGAGGAGAGCAAUUCUACUCUCAGGUAUGGCUAGUAUAAUUGAAUUUUCGUGUCAAUUCUUUGUAAAUAGGAAUGUGAAAGAGUCUACUCCGGAAACCUCGUCCAUGGUGUCGAUGGGAGCCAACAGCUUCGCAACGUUUUCGUAAGACUUGAACUGAAGUGGGGAUUCCUUCGUGGUUCAGAAGAGCCACUCCUUCUCCUUUUUCGGAGGCGCGUUCUCUGAGUGAAGAGAGAGUCACAGACAUAGUGGGCCGAAUGGAAUCUGUGCGAAUCCAGAACUCCGGAGUAGAAAACUUCAACAAGUAAGCGAAAUGGUCGCUUGAGAUUUGAACACAAGGUUUUAGGCUUUCAAAAAGACUUGACACAUCCCGUUUCCAUGUAAUUUCCCUGACCGAAGAGCUCCGGGUGAGGAGCAACGCUCGGCUCAACAAUGUCGACGACAUCGAGAAGAAAGUUAGGGAAAAGCUGAGCAUCGAGGGCAUCAAAUACAUCGUGAAGAAAGAGAAAAGCGAGUUCCCUCGUUAGUUAUUCCCACCUAUCCGGAGAUAAAGAGGGAUUUCCAGCCUUACCUGAAGAAGCUGAGAACCUUUGCCAUACUGUGUGGCGAGGACGUGGCGACGGAGAAGUUUUCAGCGAAGGUUUUGGGGUGAAGCUCACUCGCAAGGACCUUUGCACCCUCGACGGAAUGAAUUGGCUCAACGACGAAGUCAUCAACUUCUACAUGGAGUUGGUGUGUGAGCGCAGCAGGAACUCGUCGGACUUGCCCAAGGUUAAUUCAAUGUGUUUGAUUCAUUCGAGUUUCUGAUAUAAAUGCGUAGUUUUUUGGUUAACUUUUUUUUUCGAAGAUUUUGCAGGACAAUUUGAGUAAAGUAUAAGAAUGAAACAGGUAUCCAAUUCAAAAAGUUUUCAAGCUUCUAGCAGUGAAUUUACUGAACGGUUCUAGCAUCUCCCUAGUGUCAAAAAGAAUAAAUACCAACAAAAAAAACAUUUGCAGACUUAUGCCUUCAAUACGUUUUUUUACUCAAACAUCGCGACGAAAGGAUAUACUAGUGUGAAGCGUUGGACAAGAAAAGUUCGACCUCACUAUUGAAAUCAAUAAUCUUUGCGAUUCCAGGUGGAUAUUUUUGCCUAUGACGUUCUUCUGAUUCCUGUUCAUCUGGGAGUCCAUUGGUGCAUGUCGGUUAUAGAAAGGAUUCUCGUUUAUUCUUCGAAUAAUUGAGACUUCAGGUUAUCGAUAUGGGUAAAAAAGAAAUCACUUACUACGACUCUCUUCUGAAUGACAACUACCAAUCUCUCGAGCUAUUAAGGUAGACUUCAACUGAACCAAAAAAGUUCUUUUUUGCUUUCACUUGCAGGCAAUAUUUGAGCAGCGAAUCGGCAGACAAAAAGAAGGUUUCUUUCGAUUUCACGGGAUGGAAAUUCGAAAUGAAAAAGGUUCACUUGGAAAUUUCUUUGAGACUUCUCGCAUCUUCAAGUUAUCUCUAUUCAUUCGAAUGAACUUCCAAAUAAUUAUCUUUUCCGCCUUGCAGGAUAUCCCCCGGCAAAUGAACGGCAGCGACUGCGGCGUCUUCUCUUGUCAUUUCGGCGAAUUCGCGUCACGUCGGCGGAAGCCAGUCUUCAAUCAGUCGCACAUGUCGUAUUUCAGGAGACGGAUGGUCUUCGAAUUGGUUAAUAAGACUUUGAUGGUUUCCUAG
This is a messenger RNA of Caenorhabditis auriculariae, 4759 nucleotides long. The record is from the annotation of a GenBank genome assembly. Lineage: Eukaryota; Metazoa; Nematoda; Chromadorea; Rhabditida; Rhabditidae.